Messenger RNA from Jaminaea rosea, 1329 nucleotides. RefSeq names its product Thioesterase/thiol ester dehydrase-isomerase. The record is from RefSeq and is a predicted model, not a curated record. Lineage: Eukaryota; Fungi; Basidiomycota; Exobasidiomycetes; Microstromatales. Gene Ontology annotation, cellular component: mitochondrion. Gene Ontology annotation, molecular function: fatty acyl-CoA hydrolase activity. Gene Ontology annotation, biological process: acyl-CoA metabolic process. Bases 1 to 1329 code for a protein of 442 amino acids. The transcript is spliced from 2 exons.
AUGAGCAAUCAAACAUGGCUCGAGUAUCUCGAAAGGCAAGCCGCUGCCUCCUCGCAACCGCUUUCCUCCUCCUCCUCCUCCUCCUCAGGAUCGGCCGCGCCUACCCCGGAUGCCCAAGCUGCAUCGGAGCGCCUGACCACCUUGAUGUCUCGGCCGAAGCGUAUGCAUUCCUCGUAUAUCGAGCUGCUACUCCCAUUCAGCUCGUCCUCUUCCCUGUUGGAGGAGUACAUCGCUACCUCGGGGAAGAUCAGGCUAGGCAAGGUCUUCGAGGCCCUCGACUCCCUCGCGGGGGAUAUCUCCUACAAGCAUGUCCUCGGUGGCAGGCCCUCAAGCGGCGAUGAGGCCGUGCCCAUUUUCCUGGUGACGGCUGCUGUGGACAGGCUGGAUUUGGUGGGGACGGAACACUUGAGAGUGGACAGAGACUACCGGCUGUCAGGCCUGCCGAUCUACGUGGGUUCCUCGAGCAUGGAAGUGCUAGUUGUGAUCGACGAGCUGCCUGCCCACGAUGCAGCACCGGGGACAGCGGCUAAGACGGUCAUGUCCGGCCGUUUCACCAUGGUGGCCAUGAAUGGCGUCACGAAGCGUAGCCAACGUAUCCCUCCGCUCGAAGUAGUGGAGGACGAUGAGCGCCAACUCUUUGAGUUUGGACGGUCGCACAAGGACAGGAAGAGGAGUGAGGUGGAGACGAGCUUGCAACGGGUACCGCCUAGUCAAGGUGAGGCGGGAGAGUUGCAUGGAAGAUGGUUGGAGGAUCAGAGGGUACUAGAGGAGCAGGUCAAGGGGAGCGGGGCAUUCACAGGUAGGGACGUAAAGCAGGACGUCGAAGUCGUGCCGGCGGGUAAGACAAGAUUGACUUCUACCCAGCAUAUCCAUCCGCAGAGCGCUAACAUUCACAAGCGCCUCUUCGGCGGCUUCAUCAUGCGUCAAGCCUACGAGCUAGCCUGGAUGGUUGGGGCUACUUUUGCGCACGCACCCGUCAACUUCCUCGCAUUGGACGCCCUCUCCUUCCACUCGCCCGUGCCCAUUGGUGCCAUCCUCUGCAUGACAUCGCAGAUCGACUACACAACAACGACCACCACACUUGCUGCGGGCCAGGAAGAGAGGACGGUCGCGGCUAUCUCAGUGCUGGUGGAGACGAUCGACGUUGAGACGGGGGAGAGGAAGAAGACGAAUACCUUUGACUUCUCUUUUGAUCUGGGAGCGGGCGAAAGGAAGAGGAGAGUCUCUCCGCAGACGUACCAGGAGGCUAUGCGGUGGAUCGAGGGGAAGAGGAGGGUGCAGCUUGGAUUAGAGUUGAGGGGAUUAUAUGGGAAGGGGGAAGGCGCGUGA